CGCCUUAGCCACCCACCAGCCAGAAUAAGCGAAGGUGUAGUGUCAAAGUGUGACUCUGCAAAUUCAGUUUUACCUCAUUUCUACUCCUGUACGUGAUUGCAGCUUCCCUCAGUACACGUGAAGGGCGACACGGACACUAGGAGGAGGUAUGUGGCGGUGAAAUGAUGAGACAUUGAGAGAGACCACCACCACCACUACUACUACUACUACUACUACUACUACUACUACUACUACUACUACUACUACUACUACUACAACCAGAACCACAGGAGGAAAGAAUCUCUCUCUCUCUCUCUCUCUCUCUCUCUCUCUCUCUCUCUCUCUCUCUCUCUCUCUCUCUCUCUCUCUCUCUCUCUCUCUCUCUCUCUCUCUCUCUCUCUCUCUCUCUCAAUUUCUGUGCAUCUGUCUGUCUGUCUGUCUUCUCUUGCAUUGGACAGAUAGAUAAAUUAGAUAAACAGGGCAUGACAGAGACAAGAUAAAGAUGGAGGAGGAGGAGGAGGAGGAGGAAAAAGGAAGCUAAUCAGUGGAGGUGGUGGUAGAAUGAGAGAGGAAGAGGAAGAGGAGGAAGAAGAAAGGAGGAGAGGCAGGAAUAUAGAAGAGGAGGAGGAGGAAAUGGAAGAAGUAGUAGAGACAGGGAUGAUAAGGGGCAAAGAAAGAGAGGAAGAAGAGAUGGAAGGAGGAAGAGAGGAUAAGAGAAAAGGAGGAAGAGGAAUGAGGAAGUAUUUAAGAAUGAAAAUAGAAAAAGAAGAUAAUUAUGUUAAGAAAGGAGGAGGAAGAAGGAGAAUGAAACACAUGGAAGAAGAGGAGGAAGAAGUAAUGAUAAUAGGAACCAAAAUAAUAGGUGAUGAAAGUGAAAUAGAAGAAGAAGAGGAGGAGGAGGAGGAGGUAGUAAUAAUAGAAGAAAAUAAAAUAAUGGAGGAAGAGGAAAAUACAAAUAAUAAGGAAAAAGGAGAAGGAAAGAAAGUAAUAAAUAAAAAUGAUGAUGAUGAAAAUAUGAGAGAAGAAGAUUUAAGAGAAGGAAUGACAAUAAGAGAAGAUGAGGAGGAGGAAAGAAUGCUGCAAGAAGAAGAAGAAGAAAACAAAAGAAAGCAAGAGAAGGAAGACAUAAUAAUAAUAAAGACACAAGACCCACCACCGCCACCACCACCACAGUAUCCCUGCGGUGAAUGUGGCAAACCGUUCGACAACCGCAGCGAACUGAUCCAGCACACCUUGACUCACCUGGGCGUGGCCGUGGGGCGCUGCGAGGAGUGCCGGCAGCUGUUCACGUCCCCACAGAAGCUGGAGCAGCACCGCGCGGCACACCGAGCGCGGCACCACAAGUGUGAGGUCUGCGGCAAGACGUACACCAAGAAGAGUCACUUGAUGGAGCACGUACAGACACACGGUGCCACCAGGAACCACCCGUGCGUGCUGUGUGGCAAGGCCUUCAUGACGCAGGCCGCGCUGAGACGCCACACACUCACACACACGCACAAUCUCAGGAGGGAGUUUGUGUGCGCCGUGUGCAACAAGUCGUUUCAGAGGAAGUACCACCUGACGGCACAUGCGAAGGUGCACACGCAGGCACUCAAGCACCGCUGUGGUGAGUGUGGCAAGCACUUCACGCACCACAGCAACCUGGUGGCCCACAUCAGGCAGCACAUGGAGGGGGUGAAGCGCUAUGCCUGUGAGGACUGUGGCAAGACAUUCCUGCAGCAGACCGGCCUGGCAGCACACCAGAACACUCACACUGGGGAGAGGAAGUACGAGUGUGGUGAAUGCGGCAGGGUGUUCCUCUACAAGAACAGCCUCGUCCGCCACACCACAGUGCACACCGGGGAGCGCAAGUACCCGUGUGACCUGUGCGGCAAGGCGUUCAGCUGCAGCAGCCACUUGAAGCGCCACAGACUCACACACAAGCAACACGCAAAGAGACAGAGGUGUGACGAAUGCAAUCUGGAGUUCCCAAGCCAAGGAGAGCUAUCCAGGCACUGCAGGACGCACACACCCGCACACACGCGCGCCGUACACAGGUGCAAGGACUGCGGCAAGGUUUUCACGCACCGGCAGUCUCUCCGGCGACACACGAACACACACACGCAGCUGAGAGAGUACCGAUGCGACACUUGCGACAAAACAUUCAGUCAACGAGUCGGGUUAAUUCAGCACCUCAACAUUCACUCCGGGGAGAGGCGGUUUGAGUGCCCCACCUGCAGCAGAGUGUUCUUUCACCGCAGCAGUCUGGCGCAGCACUCCAAGACGCACUUGUACCCACAGACACACAGCUGCAAGGCGUGUGGCAAGGAGUUUUAUCACCUAACCAGUUUGUCCAGGCAUAAGAAGAAUUGCUGUGUGGACCAGGGCAAGGCUGGCAGGGUGACGCUGGGCUCAGUGGAUGGAUGAAGUGGCUCGGGGAGUGACUCAGUGGUUGGUGGAGGGAUGAAGUGGAGUUGAGGGGAGAAAUGGAUUGCUGGUGAUGGAAAAAUUAUGGUUUGCUUGAAGGACUAAAUUGAAUGUGAUGGGAAAGGAGGAAAACAUUGAUGAAAAGGAAUGGAAGGAGGCAAACAUUGGAGGCACUGGUGAAUUGGUGCUGGAAAUAGAUGAAAAUUGAUGGGGGGAAAAAGGAAAAGUGGCAGAAAGGAAUGGAAUUUUGUGGGAAAGAAUUGAUUGAAAGUGUAAGGAAGAGAACGCUGAUGAUGGAGAUAGAUAGGAAAUUGAUGGGAGAAAUGAGAAGUGUGAUAGGUGGAGUGAUAGGAAGAGAAGCUGAUGAUUGAGGGAUAGAAAUUGAUAAAAAGAGGAGGAGGAGGAGGGAGAAGAAAAGGAGAUUUAUGGAAACAAAACAAAUUAUGGAGAAAAAAAAAGGAAAAGGAAAAAUAAAUAAAUGAAAAUUCACACACACACACACACACACACACACACACACACACACACACACACACACACACACACACACACACACACACACACACACACACAGAGGGAGAGGUGGCUAGGACAGUGUAGUAGUAGGUGUUAUGGGUGUUAGGAAGUGUGUUGUGGUGAACUGUGGUGGUGGUGGUGGUGUUAGGAACCACCACCACCACCACCACCUUGUUCAUUGGUCACCCUGGAGAGGAGCUUGUUAAGUUUCUUGUUGUGAAAGAGAGAGAGAGAGAGAGAGAGAGAGAGAGAGGGAGAGAGGGAGAGAGGGAGAGGGAGAGAGAGCUGCUAUCAAGAAAAUGAAGAAAAUAUUAAAGGUGAAGAAAUUGAAAGAUAAUGAUAAGAUGAUGAUGUGUUUUGGGAAGUAGCACACCACCACCACCACUACCACUAGCCUCAUUCAGUGGUCAUGCCAGAGAGAAGCUUGUUAAGGCCCUCGUUGUGAAGAAAGAGGAAGAGGGACUGAGUGAUAAUCCAUGAUACUGAUCCACUUGGCAGUAACGGAGUCGUCAGCCCCUGCAGGGAGAGCCCGGGAGUGGUAGGUGGAAGAGGAGGAAGGUGAAGAAAUGAGAGUAAAGAAUGGAGAGAAAAAUUAAAAAGGGAGAAAGAGGAAGGUGAAGAGAAGGAUGAAAGAAGAAAGGAGGAGAAAAAAGAAUAAAGAAUGAAGAGAACAUUAUGAGGGAAGAAGACGAAGAAGGGAAGAUUAAAAUGAUGAGAAUAAAGGAUGGAAGGAAGAAUUUAAGAACAUGAGGGAAAGAUAAAAAGGAAGAUGAAGAUGUGAAUAAGGGACAAAGAGAAGAAUUAAAGAAAAGGAGGAGGAAGGAAAGGUUAAGAAUAGGAAGAUGAGGAUGAAUGGAAGGAAGAGGAUUAAGAAGUGAUGAAGAGGAAGAACAACAAAGAGAAGUAAAGAUAGCAAGACAAGAAGAAUAGGAGGAAAAUGAAGAAAAGAGAAAAGAUUAAGAAGAGAAUGAAGAAUAAGGAAAAGACAAGAAAAGAUUAAGAGGAAGAUAAAGGAACAUACACAAUUUCUCUCUCUCUCUCUCUCUCUCUCUCUCUCUCUCUCUCUCUCUCUCUCUCUCUCUCUCUCUCUCUCUCAUUCACCACACACUUAUGAACACUACAGCUCUAUACACAGUGCAAUUUUCUAUAUCACAGCUACACUCUUGAUUCCAUUGUGUAUAUAACCGGUGUUUGUAUCAGAUUCUUGUAUAUUUUUAUAAGUAGAAAGUUGGUGUGGUGAGUGAGUGAUCUAUUGUGUUUAAUAUUUAUGUUUUAUGCAGCUCAAAUUUAUAUUGUUAUUUUGUAAGCUUGGUCUUGGAUUUUUUUUCUUCAGGCCUAUGCAAAUGUAAUAUGAGGCUACUGAAAUUACCUUGAAAAUAUUAUUGUAUUGAUUUGUAUGGGCUUGUUUUUAUUUUCAAGGCCUGAGGAAACUGAAAAUAUUGUGGGCUUUAGAAAUAAAAUGGACCUAAAUAACUAUA
Molecule: messenger RNA, 4379 nt
Organism: Scylla paramamosain (green mud crab)
Lineage: Eukaryota; Metazoa; Arthropoda; Malacostraca; Decapoda; Portunidae
Product: zinc finger protein 883-like
Exons: 4
Coding region: 541-2385 (614 amino acids)
Biological process (GO): regulation of transcription by RNA polymerase II
Cellular component (GO): nucleus
Molecular function (GO): RNA polymerase II transcription regulatory region sequence-specific DNA binding; DNA-binding transcription factor activity, RNA polymerase II-specific
Source: RefSeq, a predicted model, not a curated record